AUGGAAGACCCUUCUAUUCUGUUUGAGCAGGCGAUCGCACUACUUCAAAUUGGGCAGCCAGACGAAGCACUGUUACUCGUCGAACGCGGCCUAGAGAUUGCCCCUCCAGCUUCUCCGAACAAUUUAAUUGGCUUAAACCUGGUUGGAGAGGUCUAUGUCGAGCUGGGAGAUAUUGACGCUGCUAGGAAACACUUUUUGGAGGCUGUUGAACUUGACCCAGAAGGAACGAAACCAGAAUACCAGGGAGGAGGGGCCGAGAAGUUUUUGUGGUUGGCGCAAUUGAGUGAAGAAGGGGGAAAAGAUAGUGUUCAUUGGUUUGAACGGGGCGUUAGUGUGCUAAGGCAUAAUAUUCAGACCCUAGAGGAGAACGGGAAAUCGGCAAGCUCCGAGAACCUGGAAGAGCAAAAGAGAAAACUAGCAAAUGCCUUGUGUGGCGUCAUUGAAAUCUACAUGACCGAUUUAUCGUGGGAGGAUGAUGCCGAGAGCAGGUGUGAGACAUUGAUUACAGAAGCACUACUAAUGGCCCCAGAGUCGGCAGAAUGUCUCCAAACUCUUGCAUCUAUCCGGAUAUCACAGCUCCGACAUGAGGAUGCGAAGGCGGCGUUAUCACGGAGUAUAGCUAUUUGGAAAGAUUUGCCUUCAGAGAGUCCAUUUGUUCCGGAUUUCCCCGUGAGGGUAAGCCUCUCAAGACUCUUGAUGGAGGCUGAGAUGGAGGUCGAAGCCUUGGAGGUACUGGAGCGAAUGAUCCUUGAAGAUGACCAAAGUGUGGAAACCUGGUAUCUUGGUGGAUGGUGCCAGUAUUUGUUGGCUCAGAAAAUCUCAUCUGAUACGGUAGACGAAGCCAAUCAUGAGCAACAACGGGCUUUGAUGUUGGGAAGCCGAAGCUGGUUACGGCAGAGCCUGGAGCUAUAUGACGCGAUCCAGUAUGAGGAUGACCGGCUAAAAAAGCACGGAAUGGAGCUCGUCCAAGAGCUGGAACACAUCCUAGGCGUGCUCACCGAGGAGAGCGGCGAUGAAGGGGAUGGAUGGGAGGAUGACAUUGACGCGGCCUCAGAGUCUGCUUCCGACCAUGAAAUGAGAGACUACUAA
This is a messenger RNA of Ophidiomyces ophidiicola, 1089 nucleotides long. RefSeq lists its product as uncharacterized. The record is from RefSeq and is a predicted model, not a curated record. Bases 1 to 1089 code for a protein of 362 amino acids. NCBI's taxonomy places the organism in Eukaryota, Fungi, Ascomycota, Eurotiomycetes, Onygenales, Onygenaceae. Gene Ontology annotation, molecular function: protein binding. The transcript has 2 exons.